Molecule: messenger RNA, 417 nt
Organism: Solanum lycopersicum (tomato)
Lineage: Eukaryota; Viridiplantae; Streptophyta; Magnoliopsida; Solanales; Solanaceae
Source: RefSeq, a predicted model, not a curated record
AUGACUGACAAACAUCGAGAGGCAGUCAUACCUGUUGAAGUCAAGAUACCGUCAUUGAGGAUCAUCCAAGAAGCUGAAUUAAGUAACGCUAAGUGGGUUAACAAACGCAUCGAUCAACUGACUUUGAUUGAUGAAAAGAGAAUGAUUGUUGUUUUCCAUGGCCAGUUGUAUAGACAGAGAAUGAAUCGCACCUUUUACAAAAAAGUAAGAGCCAGAGACAUUGAAGUUCGUCAGUUGGUUCUUAAGAGUAUUUUUCCUCAUCAAGACGAGUACAAACGAAAGUUCGCACCAAAUUGGCAGGGUCCUUACAUUGUUCGUAAAGUACUUUCUGGAGGUGCUUUGGUCUUGUCAGAGAUGGAUGGCUCUGUAUGGCCCAAACAUAUCAACUCAGAUGCUGUGAAGAGAUACUAUGUGUGA